Molecule: messenger RNA, 1317 nt
Organism: Aethina tumida (small hive beetle)
Lineage: Eukaryota; Metazoa; Arthropoda; Insecta; Coleoptera; Nitidulidae
Exons: 2
Coding region: 56-1123 (355 amino acids)
Source: RefSeq, a predicted model, not a curated record
CAAACAGCGGUUAACGCCACAUCUACCCCUGCAGUUGGGGACAACAGUUUACAAGAUGAAGUGUUGGGCACUCUUGGUAAUCCUUGGGUGCAUAUUCGUUGUACCAUCUCAAACUGGCCCGGUUAGUCUCUCGCGCACAAAACGAUCCCACCAUGAGCCUGAAGGGUACUGGAGCAAAAAGCUGACUUGGAAAACACAGUGGGUGAAAGCCUGGAAAACUGAAAAGAAACUGGUUUGGAAACCGGAUUGGAAAAAGAUUCAGGUGCCAAUCUGGAAAGAAAUCCAGGUCCCAAUCUGGAAAGAAAUCCAAGUACCGGAUUGGAAGGUGAUCAGCAAACCGAUAUGGAAAGAAAUCCAAGUGCCCGCGUGGAAGGAAAUCCAAGUACCCGAUUGGAAGGAGGUCCAAGUGCCGGCGUGGAAAGAAAUUCAGGUACCCGACUGGAAGGAAAUCCAAGUACCGGACUGGAAGGAAAUCCAAGUACCCUAUUCGAAACAAAUCUGGAAACCGGUGUGGGUAGAAACUCAGGUGCCCGCAUGGAAGGAAAUUCAAGUACCGGACUGGAAACAAAUCUGGGUACCCGAAUGGGUCAAGGUGGGAAUCCCUGGAGAGCACUAUUUGGGCAAAGAUGACCACGGCAGCGAAUACACCGCACACGACUUGUGGAAGAAGAAACUCAUCUGGAAGCCGCAAUGGAAGAAGAUCUGGAGAACUGAGAAGAAACAAAUCUGGGUGCCGUCCAAGAAAAUGGAAUGGAAAUCCGAGUGGAUCCAGGCAUGGAGAACGGAGAAGAAACAGAUCUGGAGAACCGAGAAGAAACAAAUCUGGAGAACCGAAAAGAAACAGAUCUGGAUCCCGAAGAAAGAGCAAAUCUGGAGAACCGAAAAGAAACAGAUUUGGAUUCCGAAGAAGCAGCUAAUCUGGAAGCAAGAGAAGGUGCAAAUCUGGAGGACGGAGAAGGUACAGAAAUGGGUGACGGAAAAGAAACAGGCAUGGAAGGACGAAUGGAAACAGAUCUGGGUCCCCGUAUGGAAAUCGAGAGAAGUUCCGGUGUGGAAGAAGAUCUCCAUUCCCGUUUGGGAGAAGGUGUGGGUGGCUGUCCACCACCACCACGGCUGGGACUGAUCUGCAACUGUGCUCAAUAAUUUUAUGUUUUCUGUAAAUAUUGUCUUUUCUCAUUCUCUUGCUCUUAGUACAAAUGUUUGUAUAUAACAGGUACGCCAGUGAGUUUUUUCUACUUUAUUUUAUAAGUUUCUCUCUAUGAGUAUAGUAUUUGUUAACUUGUUGUAAAUUUAAGAUUUAAUAAAAACAAUAAAAAA